Molecule: messenger RNA, 1038 nt
Organism: Scophthalmus maximus (turbot)
Lineage: Eukaryota; Metazoa; Chordata; Actinopteri; Pleuronectiformes; Scophthalmidae
Product: olfactory receptor 2G6-like
Exons: 1
Coding region: 73-1038 (321 amino acids)
Biological process (GO): G protein-coupled receptor signaling pathway
Cellular component (GO): membrane
Molecular function (GO): G protein-coupled receptor activity; olfactory receptor activity
Source: RefSeq, a predicted model, not a curated record
CCAGAGGUGACGCUGAGUGUGAGCCGUGUUAUAUUAUAUUCUUAUAAAUAUGACAUCAUUUAUUUUCACUGUAUGAAGCAAAAGAGGAUGAAGCUGAACUCGUCUGCUGUGUCUCACUUCACUCUGUCUGCCUACGUGGACACUGGACCCUGGAGAUAUUUCUUCUUCCUGAUUGUUCUGUGUUUGUACGUGUUGAUCGUUCUUUCCAACGUGUUGCUGGUUGCGGUGAUCUGUGUGAACAGAAGUCUUCAUGAACCCAUGUACCUGUUUCUGUGCAGCCUGUUUGUUAAUGAACUGUAUGGUAGUACAGGCUUGUUCCCCUUCCUGCUGCUUCACAUCCUGUCGGACUCUCACACCGUCGCUGCUCCGCUCUGCUUCCUGCAGAUCUUCUGUGUUUACACGUAUGGAAGUGUCCAGUUCACUAAUCUGGCCGUCAUGUCUUACGACCGCUACGUCGCCGUCUGUCGUCCUCUGCAGUAUAACUCACAUUUGACUCUCCAUAAUGUUGCCCUGCUGAUCGCUGUGGUCUGGUUUCCUCCGUUCGUUGCUGUCUUUGUGACGACGGCCCUGACGUCGUCUCUGCGUCUGUGUGGAAACGUCAUCAACAAAGUUUACUGUGAUAAUCACUCCGUCGUCAAACUGUCGUGUCACGAAGCCACAGUCAACAACGUGUACGAGCUGCUUGCUGCUUCUCCGACCGUCUGUCUCCCUGUGACUGUGAUUUUUUUCUCCUACAUCAAGAUCCUUAAAGUCUGUUUCUCAGGUUCUAACCAGACCAGACAAAAAGCCGUCGGCACCUGUUCACCUCACCUGGCGUCGCUGCUCAACUUCUCCUUCGGGGUUUGUUUUGAAGUUUUACAGAGCCGGUUCGACAUGAGCCAUUUUCCUAAUAUGCUGCGUGUUUUCUUAUCGUUGUACUUCCUGACGUGUCAGCCGCUGUUCAACCCGCUGAUGUACGGACUCAACAUGUCCAAGAUACGUAACAAGUGUAAAAGUCUGUUUUUAAGUUCGUCCAGUAGAUUUGCGCAGCUUGAAUAA